This is a messenger RNA of Drosophila mojavensis, 3199 nucleotides long. RefSeq names its product M-phase inducer phosphatase. The record is from RefSeq and is a predicted model, not a curated record. Gene Ontology annotation, molecular function: protein tyrosine phosphatase activity. Lineage: Eukaryota; Metazoa; Arthropoda; Insecta; Diptera; Drosophilidae. Gene Ontology annotation, cellular component: nucleus; cytoplasm. Bases 836 to 2362 code for a protein of 508 amino acids. Gene Ontology annotation, biological process: G2/M transition of mitotic cell cycle; positive regulation of G2/MI transition of meiotic cell cycle; positive regulation of G2/M transition of mitotic cell cycle. The transcript is spliced from 2 exons.
UCAUUGCGUUUUGCUAUUUGGUAUUGGUAUUGAAAAUAGGAGAAUAUGGUAAAUGGGAAAGUGUCCAAUACAUAUGCACGUACGUAUGUAGCUGCUGCUCCCGCUCCUGUUGCUAUUCUCGCUCCUGCUCUCGCUCUCUCUCUUUGGGCUAUUUCAAUUCUCGAUCCUGCUCCUGCCGUUAUACGUGCUGCUGCUGCUGCUCGCACAAAAGAGCAGCGACGUCGGCAGCGGGGGUUGCAUCGACGGCCGCCGCUCUUUAAAACCAGCUGCGCUCGGCUCGAGAACUACAUUUGUUUUCUGUUCGUCGUCGUGUCAACAUCUGCGCCUCGAGCUGCUCUCCCUCUCUCUGCCAUUCGUACGGUAGUGAAGUAAAUUUGUGUGUGUGUUUGUGUUAAAACGAUUGGGAUAUAAAAUAUUAAUACAAAACGCAGCACACAAAGAACUCACAAAGUACGUGCAACUACAAACAAAUGCAAUAAUGUUAAAACGGACACAAUAAUAAUAAGAAUGAUGCAAAACUCCAAAAAUAAACACAUAUACUAUCUGCAACAGCAAAUGCAAUAUUAGUUUUUAACAAAUACAUUUUACAAAUGAAACAACAAAUUCAACGAAGGACUACCAAGUGCAAAGUCGCAACUAACGAAAACGAAACGAACUAACAAAUUAACUGUAAAUGUGCCAGCAAAAGAGACGUGUGAGAAUUGUGUUUUAGCAAUUUUCAAAAAGAUCCCCAAAAGAGAAUCGGAAAACAUUCACGAGCUGAAAUUCUUCCACCGAAAUAGCCAAAUAAUAUUUGCGGUAUUUUCUACAAAAUAAAUAAAUUAACUAAUUCAAAAUGCUGUGGGAAUCAAUUGCCGAAGAGAACAAUUGCGCCAUGGAUUGCAAUAUCAGCAACAUGAACAACAAAAACAACAGCAGUCGCCGCGUUCGCCGUGCGCUGACCAACAACACCAACACCAACAACAACAUGAACAACAUCAUGGCUAUGGAUGCUGAGGAGGAGCUUUCGUUCUACGACGAUGACGCUUUGCCGUUAUCGUCGCCGUCGCAGCGGUCGGUCAGCCCGGCGUUGCUCGGUCUGCUCUCGCCCGAGGGCUCGCCGCAGCGUUUUCAAAUUAUCCGCCAGCCCAAGCUCUUGCAGCAGCAACAGCCGGUGGCAACCCCAGCAGCGGCAGCUGGCAGCGCUGCUACACCUGCGCGCAGCUUUCGCAUAUUCAACAGCCUCUCCUCGUCGGGCUCCAUGGAGUCGUCCAUGGAUGAUGAGUACAUGGAGCUGUUCGAAAUGGAAUCCUAUGCUGGCGUCCAACAACCAACCCCAUCCUCCUCGCUCACACUGCCCAGCGGGCUUAACUCGCUGAUCAGCGGGCAAAUCAAGGUGCCGCCCAAAUCUCCGGAGGCCCUGACCAUGAUGAUGCGACGUCCGUCGGUGCGCCGUUGCCUCAGUAUGACAGAGACGAAUAGCAAUCAGCUAGCAUUAUCACAACAACAACAACAACAGCAACCAAAGACGUCAGAGACUGCACGGGAUUGCUUCAAGCGUCCCGAACCGCCCGCAUCGGCCAGCUGCUCACCCAUCCAGAGCAAGCGUCACCGUUGCGUCGAGAAGGAGAACUGCCCCACCGCUGCCACUGCCACAGCAACAACCACAUCAACCCACCCACCUCCUCUGCGCAAAAGCAUGUCGCUCAAUGAUGCUGAAAUCAUGUCCGCUUUGGCACGCUCGGAGAAUCACAAUGAGCCGCAGCUAAUUGGCGACUUUAGCAAGACGUACGCCCUGCCACUGAUGGAGGGACGUCACCGGGAUCUCAAAUCGAUCUCCAGCGAGACGGUGGCGCAACUGUUGAACGGCAAGUUCGAUCACCAGGUAGCCAGUUAUCGCAUCAUCGACUGCCGCUAUCCGUACGAAUAUGAUGGCGGGCAUAUUCGAGGCGCCAAGAACCUCUACACCCACGAGCAGAUCCUUGAGGAGUUCCUGAGCGCGACACAGACUGAGCUGCAGCAGCAGCAAAAUGCCGCCGCCGGCAACAAGCGCCACAUCAUCAUCUUCCACUGUGAGUUCUCGUCGGAGCGUGGCCCCAAAAUGUCGCGAUUCCUGCGCAACCUGGAUCGGGAGCGCAACACGCAUGCGUAUCCGGCCCUGCACUAUCCGGAGAUCUAUCUGCUGCACAACGGCUACAAAGAGUUCUUCGAGACACAGUCGGAGCUCUGCCAGCCGAGCGCGUAUCGCCCGAUGCUGGAGCCGGCCUACAAUGAGGCCUACAGACACUUUCGGGCCAAGUCCAAGUCCUGGAAUGGUGAUGGGGGCGCUGGAGGCGCUGCAACGGGUCGCUUUAAGAAGUCGCGUUCGCGGCUGAUGCUGUAGAUGCGACUGCUUCUUCAUCAUUUUUACGACUGGGUGGCAACGCCCGCAGAAAAUCACUCGUAUUUGUAAAUAGAGAAACAGAGAUAGAGAUAGAGUUGGGUAUUUAUUUCAUUUAUAAAGAGAAAAACCUUUUAAGUUGAUUUUGUUGAUUUUGAUUUGUUAAUUUUAGUUAAGACUUAAUUGUAAAGCUACACACACACACAUACAAACAAACACAUACACUGAAUCCCCUACACACACGCUGAUGUACAUUUUAAGAUUUUAACGUUCUUUCUCUUGAAUCUUAAGUUCGUUCUUUUCUUUGAUCAAUUUUUGUUUACUUGUUUUUUUAUAUAUGAAAAUUUUUAACAUUUUAGUUCAAUUAACUUAGAGCUUUAGUUUGAAUUUGUGUAACGUAACAAGAAAUGUGCAUUAUAAUCUAAAAUGAAAAAUUAAUGUCAUAAAAAUUUAAGCGGCCCACAUCCCCUCCCCAUACCCCUCACUAGUUGAUAAGCAGAAACAGGCUAAAGAUACACACACACAUAUAAUCAUCAAACAUACAUACAUACACACGCACACAUACACAUUUAUAUAUUUUAGCUAUGUUAAGCUUAAGAGUUGAAAGUUGAAAACUUGUGUUAGGUACAAUUUACGCUUAUUCGUUUAAUUAACCCCUCCCCUCGACCAAUGAACAAACACUGAACAAAAACAAAAUGAAAAACAAAACAAAAACAAACAAACAUCCCCUUAUUAUAUAAUGAUUAUUUUAAGCAAAGCUUAUUUUUGCAUCAAAAAAGGCAAUAUUAUUGAAAAAGAUAUGUACAUUUUAAAUAUAAAGACAAAACCCUGAACUGAAAA